Messenger RNA from Paramecium primaurelia, 4237 nucleotides. Lineage: Eukaryota; Ciliophora; Oligohymenophorea; Peniculida; Parameciidae. The record is from the annotation of a GenBank genome assembly.
AUGAUAUUUUAUAUCGUUUUCUUCUUGUUAAUUGAUAUCUUUAGCAGUCUAGAAAUAAAGGAGAUGGAUUCUAUGUAUUAAUAUAGCCAAGAAUCAAUUGUGAUAAUAGAAAACACAUCAUCAAUUUUGAAUGCCUUUAGAUAUGGAUUAUGGUCAAAAUAUAAUCCUUUAACAAACAUUCUUUAAGUUGGAAAUGUGGGAUUAUUUGAUAGUGAUUGCUUUCUUUUACAUAGUGCAGUUGAAGAAUUAUCGUAAGCUCUAAAUCUUAUAUAUUAUGAUUGUAUAAAUUAUUCUUCAAAGAAAAUCCAGAAAAAUAUAGCCUUUAUAGAUAAUAAUGAAUUGUAACAUUCAUUUAAAAUAGAUAUAGAUCCAUUCGAGUAUGAAAAUGUUUGGUAUUUUUUUGAAAUUGUAUAAUGGCCAUAAUUAGAAAGAUUUGAGUUAAUGUUAAUUUAUUAAGAAGAAAUCUUAAAAGAGAAUUUGUAAAUUAAAUAUCCUUUUAAAGAUCUAAAUUUAGAGUUGAUUUUUGGAGGUGGAAUGAUAGUAACAAAUUCAAAGAUUAUAACAAUUACACCAGGUACAAAAUUUUCUUAUUUUCCUGGUAAAUUGAUUAAAGUUUAAUAUAAAUUUGAAGAGAUUUCUUUAGAUGAGGAUUAAGAAUGGUUAGCUAGAACAUCAUUUGAAUCAUACAAAUAUUGUAAUUGUGAGAUUAAUAAUAUAUUAAAACUUGAAGAUAUAGCAAUUAAUUGGUUAGAAAAUAUAGUUUUUACUUCUUAGAAGAUCAACUGCAAUUCUUUUCAAUUAUCUGGAUGGUUGAAAAUUACUGAUAUAAUUUAGAAUUCUAAUGAAUUUACUUAUUAACUUAUCACCCUUAAAUCGAAUUUCUAAAAUUCAUUAGCAGAUAAAAAUCUAACACCUCUCUCUUUAUCAUAUAAGAUUUCUAAAAGUAGAAAUUAAGUUAUAAUAACAACUUAUAGUUAUAAAUUUCCAUCAGUCACCAUUAAUUUUUCUGAUGAUCCUUACCUCAUCUAAAAAUAACUUGAUAUUACAAAUAAAUUAAGUCUAUGGUAAAAGUUAGAAAUUUAAUUUCUUGAAGAUUAAUUAAUGAUUAACAUUAAAUUUUAUGAAGGUUAUGAUAUUUAUGAAUAUAAUAUCUAAGAAUAAGUUAAUUAGUUUAAAUGCACUCAAUUUAAACUUGAAUAUGGUAAUACAUUAUAAUCUACUAUAAAUUAUUUAAAAAUCUUAAUAAGAAAUAUUAGAUUUUAUAAUUGUUAUACAAUUAAUACAUUAUAAAUUUGUCAUCAUAGUUGUCAAGAAUGUGAUGGACCAACUUAGAAUAAUUGUUUAUCUUGUUCACUUGAGUCAUAAAGAAUAUAUUUGCCAGAAUUCAAAGCUUGUGUAUGUCCAAUUUAUACUAUUGACUAAGAUAUAUGUUUAUCUUAUAUAGAUUCAAGAAUAUAAUUAUCAAAUGAAAGAAAAAGAAUGCCUAAAUGUAAAUAUGGUUAUUUUGAAUAUGAAGAUUAUUGUAUACAUUGGUAAAUUUAUAUUUAAUAUUUAAGUCCUUCAAUAAUUAAUGAUUAAAUGGCCACUUGUUAAGAAUGCUUAUAAAAUCCUUAAGGAUGGAGCAAAGAUCCAUAUUGUGAAUAUGAUUUAUUCUUAAAUUAAAAUGGUGAUGUGUAAACUAUGGUUUGGCAAGAUUAUAAGACCUAUUAUCUUUAUGAUGGAAAUAAUUUAAUAUAUUGUGAUCAAUGUAACUAGACUUAUUCAUUUUUUGUUGAAGAUUAAGAAGUACAAAACUUAGAAAUAACUAUAAGAUAAAAACGUAUUUUUUGUCAACUUUUAAUUCCUUAUUGUUAUGAAUGUUUGCCAUCUAUUAAUGGUUUUGAAUGCAUUACUUGUUAUUAUUAAUUCAAAUUAAUAGAUGGUAUUUGUACAUAAGUUAAUACCUAUUAGGAUAACUAGUUUUGUAUAAGUCCAUAUUAUAUUACUUCUAAAAGAAAAUGUAAUUUAUGUCCUAUACCUAAUUGUAAAUACUGUUUUGAAUAUUAAUAAAAUGAUUUAUCUAAAUGCACUCUAUAUAUUAACUUUGAAGAUUUUGAUUUAGAAUAGGAAAUCAAAAUAGGAUGUGCUUUAUGCUAAGAUAACUUUAUUUUUGAUUUUAUUACUGGAACCUGUUAAUUUGAUACUCCAAAAAUAUAAAAUUGUUUAAGAUCAUUUAUUUAUGAUGGUUAAGAAAUAUGUACAUUAUCAUAAAUUAAUGAUUUUAGUGUGGCUCCUGAAAUUAUUAAUUGUCAAUAACAUCUAUCUUAUUGUUUAUAGUGUGUGUUAACACCUGAAUUUACAAUUAAAUGUAUCAUUUGUGAGAUUGGAUACUCUGCCUCUAUUUCAGAUGGAGGAUGUUAUUUAGCUAAUAAAUAUUUAUCAUCUAGGGCUUAAAUAAUAAUUGAAGGUGUUUAUUAAUUAAGUGAUGGAUGGGUUUAAAGAAUUUAGAGUUUUAUGAUGAAAUUUCUGCCAAAUAGAUAUUUCUACUUUUAAACUAAAAUGAAUUAAAUAGUUGAUUAAAUGAUUGUUGAAUGUUAAGAGAAUUAUGGUCUUAUCAAUCCUUAUUCUUGUUCUUCAUAUUGUAAUUCUUAAUGUCUUGAUUGUAAAUUAAAAGAUUAUGAUACUUAUUAUUGUAAUAGAUGUCCUUUAAAUUAAAACUAUUAACCAAUACGAGAUUAAAUUAAUGGAACUUGUUCUGAAUGUACUCAAUUAUGUCAUGCUUGCACAUCCAGAACAAAUGAUGAAAUAAAUGUAUUUAUUUAAUUCACUUGUAGAAUCAUCAACCAAAUUUUAUAAUUAAUGAUAACAAUUUUAAACAUAUUAAAAAAUGUCUAAAACCAGUGUAAGAUCCUAAAAUCUAUUUGGAUCCAUAUGAUUAAAUAGCUAAAUAUUGUUUUGAUGAAACUUGCUCAAAAAUAUUUACAUAUCACUUUAUAAUAGAUUAUUGUUUUUGGUUUGAUAUAUCUUGGGAAUAAAACUUGAAUGUCAAUUAUUUUAAUUCAUUAGGAAUAGAUAGUUUGACUGUGCAUUUCACAUUUACUAGUUUGGAUGAAUAAUGUUCUAUACCUAGCUUUGAAAUUAAAUCUUAUCUUAAAACAAAAGUAUUUUCGCUUAAAUACAUUCAUUUCAUUUAUAGUUCUAGAAAAGGAUUGAUAAUGCAAAUUAGUCAUAUAAUUUAUAUCGAUAACAUUGAUAAACUAGAAAUCAACAACACUAUUCAUAAAAGUCAAAAGAAUUAUCAAUUUAUUUUGCAAAACAAUCAAAAAUAAAUUUAAUUAUGUUUAUUCAAUUUAACUAUUACAAACAGUUAAAUUAAAAAUACUAAAUCAAUAUUUCAGAGUGAUAUAUUUGGUGAUGUACAGAUGUAAGAUGUGUAUCUCUUAAAUUUAAAUUUUGUAAACUCUUCAUUAUUGAAUUUAACUGAUUAUUUACUUUAAGGAAUUGUUUAAAUAGAUGGGUUUAUUAUAAGAAACUGCAAUUUCCUGAAUUCAAAUUUAUUCUAAUUUAUAAAUAAUUAACUUAUUUUAUCUGUUAAGAAUUUAAUAAUAGAAGAUUGUGAAUUCACUAAUUCAUCUAUUUAUUUUAUUGAUUCUAAUGAUUGGCAAUUAAGUAGAUUAGAUCUUUAUAAUAUUAAAAUAAAGAAUAACAAAUUUAUAAACUCUAGUCUUCUUCAUAGUAAGAAUUAAGUUGCUCUAUCUUUAAUGUACUUUUUAUUUGAAUCAAAUAAUCUACUAUAUUCAAAUUUGAUUGUGUCCAAUUAUAAUUUAUAAUUAUCAUACUUCAAAGUCUAAAAUAAUUAAAUUAUAGAGUCAUAAUUAAUUUUAAUACUAGAAAAAAAUGAUAAUUAACAUAUUAAUGUAAUUAUUAAUUAGUUAGAAGCUUCAAAUAAUUAAUUUGAUAACUCUAUAUUCUUUAAAUUAUAUACAACUUAGGAAUUUAGUCAAGUUGAUUUAUCAAUAUCAAAUUUAAUAUUUAAUGAAAUGACAACUAUAAUUAAUUCAGAUUAAAGAUCUUAUCUAUUUUAAAUAAGAUGUUCAAAAUUAAAAAUGUAGGAUUUUUCUUUUAGUAAUAUAAAAAAUCUUUUCCUUUUCUAUAUAUAUGAUAGCAAUGACAUUAUAAUUUAAAAUAUAAUUUAUGAAAAUUCAGCUUAAAUUUAUUAAGUACCAUUUUCAUAAUCAUGUCAAAUUACUAUAAAUGA